Colletotrichum acutatum is the source of this 2709-nucleotide messenger RNA. RefSeq names its product glycosyl transferase family group 2-domain-containing protein. The record is from RefSeq and is a predicted model, not a curated record. The transcript is spliced from 5 exons. Lineage: Eukaryota; Fungi; Ascomycota; Sordariomycetes; Glomerellales; Glomerellaceae. Bases 1 to 2709 code for a protein of 902 amino acids.
AUGAAGGCUUUCAAGACCUACUUCACACCCGACCAGGCGUCGGGUCAACCCGCGCCCGAGACGUCGAAGCCGAAUACUUUGCAACCGAUUGCACCGCAGCCGAAGCCGCAGGCGGCCGAGAGACCGGCUCCUUACCGGACACACAGCGCCAGAACAUCCGCUCGACAGUCGACAGUGAGCUUGGCGCUCACUGCCGGUAUGAGGGACAAGCAUGCUAGCAGUAUCAUCGAUCUCAGGGCAGAUGUCACUGUACACAGCAUCUACCAGGACCAGCUCAGGAAGAUGUAUGCUUCGGCAUGGAAUUUGGGCGAGGGUGUUGUUCUCAAGAAGGGUCGAAACGAUUAUGUCUGCGCUCCUCCUCAGCUUUCCACUGUACCCAAUGGUUUCUUCGACAUGGUCACCCAGCUGAACGUCAGCUGUGCCAUGACCGUCAACACACCUGUCAUCCAGUCCAUCAUUCACGGACUCCUGAGCAGCGGUGAACCCUUGAACUCGAUUCCUCUUGCUGGAGGCUUGCAGCUUCAAGUCCUCCAGAGGAUGACCGAUCUACCUAGAUGUCAGAAGCAUCACUUUGCAGCAUUCAUUCUCGACCCCCCGGUCCUCACCGUUUGGGAUGACGAUGCCAACAGACUGCAUGCUCGCGCGGAGAGCCUAGAGCACAUGAUCAUCUCCUACAUCUGGCGUAACGAGGGAGGUGACGAGGAAGAUGGUGACGAGAAGAAUGAGAAGCAGCCCGGUGUCAACAUUGAGGAACUCUCACCAGCCGCGCUUGAGGAGGCUCUCAGGGCUGAGGUUAGACCAGUCCGGCUCACCAGUUCCAUCAUGGUUUCGGCGGCGCUUUGCUUGUCUGUGGCAUGCUUGGGUCUCGGUUACCGUAACCUGGCCCUGGAGUCCACCAUCGACGGCAGCUACACGCGUUGGGCACUCCUGGCCGUUACCCCGCUUACGCUUUUCAUCAGUCUUUUCUUCUUCUUGUCCAUUUCCGGAAACAUUUUCCAGAUUCUCGGUCCCAUCUCAUCGGUUCACGCGAACUCCAAGAACUACUCUGGUAAGGCACCGCGCCGCCUUGGCCCUCACCGUGGCGAACUUCCCCACGUCACCAUCCAGAUGCCUGUCUACAAGGAGGGCUUGAACGCUGUCAUCAAGCCCACGGUUCUCUCUCUCAAGACUGCCAUCUCCACCUACGAGAUGCAGGGUGGCUCAGCCAGCAUCUUUGUCAACGACGACGGUAUGCAGCUCAUCAGCGAGGACGAAGCUUCGGCUCGUAGGGAGUUCUACGAAGAGCACAACAUGGGAUGGGUUGCUCGCCCCGCCCACAACCCCAAGCCUACAGACCCCAGCGUUCAGCCUUUCAUCCGCAGAGGCAGAUUCAAGAAGGCCUCCAACAUGAACUACGCCCUGAUGACUAGCAACAGGGUCGAGGAGAAGCUCAAGCAGAUCAACCGCGGAAGCAGAUGGAGCCAGGAUAGUGAGGAUCAGGCUUACGAGCAAGCCCUUGCUGAGGUUCUCGAGGAGUCCGAGGGCCGAACAUGGGCUGAGGGCAACAUCCGCAUGGGUGACUAUAUCCUUCUUAUCGACUCUGACACCCGUGUUCCCCGCGACUGCUUCUUGGAUGCUGUCAGCGAGAUGGAGGCUUCUCCCGAGGUUGCCAUCAUUCAGUACACCUCCGGUGUUAUGCAGGUUUCUGACUCAUUCUUCGAGAAGGCUGUCACCUGGUUCACACAGAUGAUUUACACCAUGAUCACAUUUGCCGUCGCCAACGGUGAUAUCUCGCCCUUUGUCGGUCACAACGCCAUCCUCCGCUGGUCUGCUCUCCAAGAUGCCGCUUCCUACAUGGAGGAUGGCUACGAGAAGUUCUGGUCCGAGUCUCACGUCUCCGAGGAUUUCGAUAUGGCCUUGCGUCUUCAGACUUCCGGUUACUCAAUCCGUUAUGGUGCCUACACCGGCGAUGGCUUCAAGGAGGGUGUCUCUCUCACUGUCUACGACGAGUUGGCCCGCUGGGAGAAGUACGCCUACGGGUGUAACGAGCUGCUGUUCCACCCCUUCCGUUUCUGGCUUACUCGCGGCCCCUUCACGCCCCUCUUCAGACGGUUUAUCUUCUCCAACAUUGCCUUCUACAGAAAAGUCACGAUUCUGUCCUACAUCGGCACCUACUACGCUAUCGGAGCAUCUUGGAUUCUUACCCUGAUGAACUACUUCCUGACUGGAUGGUUCUUUGGCUACUACGACAAGUACUACCUCGAUUCGUUCGCUAUCUUCUUCUCCAUCAUCGUUGUUUUCCCUCUUGCCGGCAAUGUUGCCCUGGCUGUGCUCAGGUACAGACUGGGCCAGAAGUCCCUUCUUGGAGCCCUCUGGGAUAACUUCAAGUGGAUGCCCGUAUUCACCAUCUUCCUCGGCGGUAUUUCGCUCCACGUCUCCAAGGCUUUGCUCUGCCAUUUCUUCGAGAUCGACAUCCAGUGGGGCGCCACUUCCAAGGAAGUCGAGAACUGCAACUUCAUGGAGGAGAUCCCCAAGAUCAUCAAAAGCUUCGCGGGCACGUUUAUCUUCACAGCCCUUGGGAUCGCUCUCAUCGUCUGCGGAUACUACGUCUUCCCCGUCCAGUGGCAGAUUCGCUACUUUGCGACAAUCUUCCCCGUGGCUAUCUCCAUCACUUCGCACUUCUGCCUCCCGGUGCUCCUUAACCCCGCUUUGAUGAAGUUCACCUUCUAA